Messenger RNA from Aedes albopictus (Asian tiger mosquito), 1166 nucleotides. RefSeq names its product V-type proton ATPase subunit D 1 (gene Vha36-1). The record is from RefSeq and is a predicted model, not a curated record. The transcript has 5 exons. Gene Ontology annotation, cellular component: proton-transporting V-type ATPase complex. NCBI's taxonomy places the organism in Eukaryota, Metazoa, Arthropoda, Insecta, Diptera, Culicidae. Bases 120 to 860 code for a protein of 246 amino acids. Gene Ontology annotation, molecular function: proton-transporting ATPase activity, rotational mechanism.
CAUCAAAAUCACAUGACAUGUGUCAAACAUUGAAAACACAAAAAUUCACUUUGAUCUUGUGACCCGUUUUGCGCUGGUUGGUUGAUUGGUGUUUCAAGAACCGAGGAAAACUUGCAAAAAUGUCGUCCAAGGAUCGAAUUCCGAUUUUCCCAUCCCGAGGUGCCCAGAUGCAGAUGAAGGCUCGUCUGGCUGGAGCUCACAAAGGUCACGGGUUGCUGAAGAAGAAGGCCGAUGCCCUCCAGAUGAGAUUCCGUAUGAUUCUCAGCAAAAUUAUCGAGACCAAGACGCUGAUGGGUGAGGUGAUGAAGGAGGCUGCCUUUUCGCUGGCCGAGGCCAAGUUCUUGUCCGGAGAUUUCAAUCAGGUGGUACUGCAGAACGUUACCAAGGCUCAGAUCAAAAUCCGCACCAAGAAGGACAACGUCGCGGGUGUAACUUUGCCCGUGUUCGAGUCCUACCAGGAUGGCAGCGAUACCUACGAGCUGACGGGUCUGGCCAAGGGUGGUCAGCAGAUGCAGAAGCUGAAGAAGAACUACCAGAGCGCCGUCAAACUACUGGUAGAGCUCGCGUCGCUGCAGACGUCUUUCGUAACUUUGGACGAAGUCAUCAAAAUUACCAACAGAAGAGUGAAUGCAAUCGAGCACGUCAUUAUUCCUCGCAUUGACCGUACUUUGGCUUACAUUAUUUCCGAGCUGGAUGAGCUGGAACGUGAAGAGUUCUACCGUUUGAAGAAGAUUCAGGACAAAAAACGCAUUGCAAAGAAAAAGGAGGAAGCCCGCAAGGCAGCCCUCUUGCAGGAAGGAAUCGACGUACGAGUUCACGCCAACCUUCUGGACGAGGGUGAUGAUGACAUUUUGUUCUAAGAUUUCUGUUUCCCAACGAACAGCGUACAAGUUUGGUGCAAAACAAAUACUGCAAUCGCUAUUUCCAACAGAGCUGAUUGUUAAUGCUUUCAAAGGAAAAUCCAUUCCCCUAAGAAUAGAUCAACAGUAAACGGUUUUGAGUAGGUCAAGAAGCUUAACGGUUUGGAGGGCGUAUAUGUAUCUAUCAUGUGUAUUUUUUGUUUUCUUUUUUCAAACUAGAUUAGUAAAUUCUAAUUUGCCUAUUAUGCGCAAUGGUACACCAUAUAAAAUAUAAACGGAUUAUGAAAUAAAUGUUAUCGAUAAACA